This is a messenger RNA of Hevea brasiliensis (rubber tree), 2329 nucleotides long. Its product is annotated as squalene epoxidase 3. The record is from RefSeq and is a predicted model, not a curated record. Gene Ontology annotation, biological process: sterol biosynthetic process. Gene Ontology annotation, molecular function: squalene monooxygenase activity; flavin adenine dinucleotide binding. Bases 137 to 2056 code for a protein of 639 amino acids. NCBI's taxonomy places the organism in Eukaryota, Viridiplantae, Streptophyta, Magnoliopsida, Malpighiales, Euphorbiaceae. Gene Ontology annotation, cellular component: membrane; endoplasmic reticulum. The transcript has 9 exons.
AAUUUUCAUGUAUUCCAACUAACCUUAAUUAUGAUUAAUAAAUGUCUAAUUUUAUCUUAUUUCUUUCUUCUGCUUUCAUCCAGGGGUUGUCGAUACAAGAACAGCAUUCUGCUCCAUCUAAAACUUACAGCAAUUAAUGAGUAGUCUCCAUUCAGCUCUUUCUUUCUUUUCUCUCUAUAAAAGAACGCCACCUUCUCCUCCACCCUCUCCUACGCUCGCCACCUCAUCACCACCGAACUCACCUCAAGAAAAACAAGAAGACAAAGCAGCAUUCUGGUGGAGACCACGAAAGAUACCCAAGAACUUGUUAUAUGUAUUUUUUUUCACAACUUUUGGGGCUCGUUCGGGUGACUAUAUAAAUAUGGCAAUUGUUAUUGAUAAGUUCAUUCUUGGGACUUUCUUUGCUUCUCUUUUUGGUUUUUUCCUUCUCUGCAUUUUGCGCCAAAAGCGCCAGAACCGCGAGAACAAGCAGAAGUUUAAGGAAAAAGCUGCCUUCAAGACCCGCAAUUGCAAUGUGAGGAGACCUGAGGAUGACUCCGGUCCUGACGUCAUCAUCGUCGGCGCUGGCGUCGCUGGUGCAGCCCUCGCUUGUACGCUUGGCAAGGUGAAACGAGCUUCUGAGUGGUUGUUUGAUGAUGCAACCUCCUCCAUGAAAGCAUAUGAGGGUUGGAACUAUUCAUGGGAAUUGAAGGAUGGAAGACGAGUUCAUGUCAUAGAAAGGGACUUGACAGAGCCUGACAGAAUCGUCGGUGAACUGCUCCAGCCAGGGGGAUAUCUAAAAUUAAUUGAAUUGGGCCUUGAGGAUUGUUUGGAGGAAAUAGAUGCCCAACGAGUGCUUGGUUAUGCUCUCUUCAAGGAUGGUAAAAAUACUAGGCUCCCGUAUCCUUUGGAAAAUUUCCAUUCUGACGUUGCUGGGAGAAGCUUCCAUAAUGGGCGUUUUAUACAGAGGAUGAGAGAAAAAGCUGCUACCAUGCCCAACGUAAAGCUAGUGCAAGGAACAGUGACAUCCCUUCUUGAAGAAAAUGGGACUAUUAAGGGCGUUCAGUACAAAACUAAGGAUGGUCAAGAACUUAGAGUUUAUGCUCCGCUUACAGUUGUCUGUGAUGGUUGCUUCUCAAAUCUGCGUCGCUCUCUGUGCAAUCCUAAGGUAGACGUGCCCUCUUCUUUUGUGGGUUUAGUUUUGGAGAACUGUCAGCUCCCUUUUGAAAAUCAUGGACAUGUUAUCCUAGCAGAUCCUUCGCCAAUUUUGUUUUAUCCAAUUAGCAGCACAGAGGUUCGUUGCUUGGUUGAUGUACCAGGUCAAAGAGUACCUUCCGUUGUUAAUGGUGAAAUGGCCAAGUAUUUGAAGGAUGUGGUAGCACUACAGAUUCCACCAGUGCUUCAUGAUGCCUUCAUAUCCGCAGUAGAUAAAGGUAAUAUCCGGACCAUGCCAAAUAGAAGCAUGCCGGCUGAUCCCCAUCCUACUCCUGGAGCUCUUUUGAUGGGUGAUGCCUUCAAUAUGCGCCAUCCUUUAACUGGUGGCGGGAUGACUGUGGCACUGUCUGAUAUUGUUAUACUUCGAGAUCUUCUUAAUCCACUUCGUGAUCUUAAUGAUGCAGCUUCCCUAACCAAAUACCUUGAAUCCUUCUAUACAUUGCGCAAGCCUGUGGCAUCUACAAUAAAUACUUUGGCAGGAGCCUUGUACAAAGUAUUCUCCGCUUCCCCUGAUCAGGCAAGGAAGGAAAUGCGCGAGGCAUGCUUUGACUAUUUAAGCCUUGGUGGCAUAUUUUCAUCAGGACCUGUGGCUUUACUCUCUGGUCUAAACCCACACCCACUGAGCUUAGUCCUCCAUUUUUUCGCUGUUGCAAUAUAUGGGGUUGGUCGUCUGCUACUCCCAUUUCCUUCACCUAAAGCCAUGUGGAUUGGAGCUAGAAUAAUUGCAAGUGCAUCAGGUAUUAUUUUCCCCAUUAUCAAAGCAGAGGGAGUGAGACAAAUGUUCUUCCCUGCUACCGUUCCUGCAAUAUACAGACAUCCUCCUGUUAAAGAUAAAGAAGAUGAUGCGCUGGAGUCAAGGUAGCUUUGGCUUAAUCACUGUCAGGAUAAAACCUGCUGAUAUCUGUUAGUUCCGUGUUGUUAAACUAGUAUCAGCAUAUGAUGUGCAAACUGUAUCUGCUAAGAAGAAGUAUCAUUGAUCUUCGUUUUCAAUAAGUAGAAACAGUUAAUAUAUCGUCAAAUCAGAAUUCUGAUAGAUGAUGUUUGUCAUUAAGAUUGGAAAAUGUCAAAAGAAACAAUAAUUUUAUUGGAUGCGAUUCAUCAAUAGCUGAUUGGAGUGCUUGGAAUUCCUGCAAAA